Messenger RNA from Bacillus rossius redtenbacheri, 3897 nucleotides. RefSeq names its product purine nucleoside phosphorylase. Gene Ontology annotation, molecular function: purine-nucleoside phosphorylase activity. The record is from RefSeq and is a predicted model, not a curated record. Gene Ontology annotation, biological process: nucleoside metabolic process. Gene Ontology annotation, cellular component: cytoplasm. NCBI's taxonomy places the organism in Eukaryota, Metazoa, Arthropoda, Insecta, Phasmatodea, Bacillidae. Bases 127 to 1101 code for a protein of 324 amino acids. The transcript has 6 exons.
GGGGGUAGAGGAAGGGGUGUCGCACAUGCGCGCAUGCGCGGCGCGGCUCCAGGCGGGGGGAAGUUAAAAGCGGCACCGAACAGUCACGUAUUCAAACGCACGGAAGACGCAGUAAAGAGAUAAAGGAUGAGCGCCAAGCAAGCCAACGGUCACCACAGCAACGGGCUGGGCCACGCUGGCCAAGACACAGACGUCGACAUUUAUACAUACGAAGUCGUGGAAAAAAUCGCUCAGUACCUAUUGAGCAAGACAUGCAUCAGGCCGAAGAUAGGAAUCAUAUGUGGAUCUGGUAUAGGAUCGCUGGCGGACUCGCUGGAGGACAGGCAGAGCUUCUCGUACGGCAGCAUCCCCGACUUCCCCGUGUCGACGGUGAGUGGCCACGACGGACACUUGGUGUUCGGCCGGCUGGACGGCGUCGAGGUGCUCUGCAUGCAAGGGCGCUUCCACUACUACGAGGGCUACCCCGUCUGGAAGUGCGCCAUGCCGGUACGGGUCAUGAAGCUGGCCGGGGUGACGCACCUGGUCGUCACCAAUGCGGCGGGAGGCCUGGGCGACGGCUACAAGGUGGGCGACAUCAUGAUCAUCAAGGACCACAUCAACUUCCUGGGGCUGGCCGGAGUCAACCCCCUGCGCGGGCCCAAUGACGACAGGUUCGGCGUGCGCUUCCCGGCGCUGAACAAGGCGUACGACGAGCGGCUGCGCGCCGACGCCAAGCGCAUCGCCAAGAGCCUGUCCUUGGACAAGCACGUGCACGAGGGGGUGUACGCGUGCGUGGGCGGGCCCAGCUACGAGACCAUCGGCGAGCUGCGCAUGAUGAAGAUGAUGGGCGCCAACGCCGUCGGCAUGAGCACGGUGCACGAGGUGAUCCUGGCCAAGCACUGCAACAUGACCGUGUUCGCCUUCAGCCUCAUCACGAACGAGUGCAUCGUCGACUACUCGGAGAAGGGCGAGGCGUGCCACGAGGACGUGAUGCAGAACAGCAAGGACCGCAGCCAGGUGCUGCUGCAGUUCGUGUCGCACGUGGUGGGCCACAUGGCCUCCACCAUGGCCCCGGAGGAGCCGUCGACGACGAUGACGACGACGACGACGACACAGACGUAGGCCGAUGGGGCCUCCGGGACGUGGCGUGACGUGGUUAGAGUCUUUUUUUCUGCCGCUGCAACGCCUAAAGACAUUCCUCAGAUCCUGCUUGAUGAAUUGGUGACGUAACCCGUGAGUAGAGACCGGAAAAAUUCGUGAAUUCAUUUCGCGAUAGGCUAAAAUACAAAUAGUUAUACCUCAGUACUGCCUCUGCUCUUGGCUCACAACUCACCUGGAUGACUCUGGGCCAAUGAGAAACACCCGACCAACGCUUUAUCGAAUCACAGGCUGCUACAUUGGGGCGUCUCACAAGACAGCAGCCAAUGUGUGGGUUGACAUUUGACCGAGAGUACGUAUAACUACUAUGGAGUUCAUCCUGCAGGUCAUUGAACCCGCGAAUUUUUCCGGUCCCUACCCAUGAGUUAAGCUGGGCGCACAAUCGAAAGAAAAAAAUUAAAGUAACAGUAGGUCGUGUUCACGAGAUUUGACCGUAAUGUCUUCCAACCGGGUCGUUACCACAACGCCGAACGUACAGUAACGCCGAAUACCAUAACGCCGAAUGCCAAAUUGACCGCAACGCCGAUAGCUAGAAAACUGCUGUGUAGAUACCAUAACGCCGAAAUACAGUAACGCCGAAAAAUGUUGAUGCGGGGAAGAAGGGCCACAGGAGCAAAAUGAAAAACAACGGAAUGAAUUUGUGUGCUAACCUUACCUAACCUAACCUUUGUGGCAGUCCUGCAAUGACAUUUUUCGGGGUUAAUGUAUUUCGGUGUUGUGGUAAUUCGGCGUUGUGGUACACAGCAGUUUUCUAGCUGUCGGCGUUGUGGUCAAUUUGGCAUUUCGGCGUUGUGGUAUUUCGGCGUUGUGCGUCCCCCUUCCAACCUACUGGUUCACAACAGCGCACAGGACGGUCGUACGCACGGGAGGGAAAUGAACAUAUAUUUUAUUUUCGUUACGGACGCAUGGAGCAACAGCCGAUGAGAGUAGAGUAGGUUGCAAUUUUGGCGGGACUAGAGAACUGUUUGUAUUUACCAAUAUUACUGUAGCAAGAAAUUGUUGAGAUAUUAAAAUGCUCAGACUUUAAAAAUUAAUUAUUGCUUUUACUUGUAAAAAGUCACUGGCAAUGAAUUAAAUGAAAAUUAAAAUUGUUUCGUGAGUAGAAUAGUAAAGUAAAAUUUUUUACGUAACCCAAAUUAAUUUAUAUAUUGAAAAAAACUGUGUUCACAAAUUUCUGGUCAAAUAUCGUGCGAUAAUUAUUUUUGGUAGUUAAUAUAGUUAUCUUCUAACACUACAAACAUGUCAGAUACAUCGAGAAAUUUCACUGGCUGAAAUGAACAGUAAGAUUUCAGUUGUGAACCGAUUUCGCACAGUUCUUGUGCGCAGUCGUUUGCUUGGCCUGCUGUGCUCCUGUUGUGUUUUUUUUUGACGUGAAUACGUCUUUAAAAUUGCUUCCAUAAUUGGAGGCAAUUCAAAAAACGAAUGAUAACAAAAGUCGGGGGAUACCGUUUGGUGUUGCAGCUACAUAUCUAUCAUAUCCAUCCAAAAUUUAAUUAUACCACUGGAUAGCUAAAGGAUCAAAGAAUUCGUUACACUAAGUAAGGACUGUGACGCAUCGCGCGCGGUGGAGGGAGGAUGUGCCGCCAUUUUGAGUUUUUUUUUUUUUAGUUGUGGGCCCAGCUUUAGAGCUUCCGUGGUUGAACACAGUCCCUGCCAUACAAUACCGUCCUUAAAAACUGCUCCCAUACUGCAAACACUACCACACACUUCGCUCAAUGUUUCGGGUGGCAUGCAAUCAUGGCUCGAACCAUACGCUGGACAAAACAUUCCGUUUUUAGUAACUGUCGUGUUGUCUUACAGUCGUGAUGCUUUUUACUAGGUGACUCAAAACAGUUACAAUUUUCUGUCGUUUGAAUAUCCUAUGCAAACCCCCAUAGGGGUUCUGUGAGAAAUUGCCAGACGUGGCAGUGCUGGAAACGUUAAUUUUGACUUUUUUUUGAGGACUUGUAAAUGAUUCUCACAGUUGAGAAAUGCGAAAAACUUGCUGUGAAUACGUUCAGUAGAUUCCUGUAAAAGCGUGUUCAUUUCAAACGCACCACAGCUAAAUUUCCGCUGCGGGGAAAACGGUUCGCUAAGGUUCAGUAUUGCGUGCCAUGUUGGAUAUUUACCUUUCUUGUGGUUACUAGUGUUUACAAUCUGUUCCUGCAAAUUUAUUUGGUCACAGACGUCACGCACCAAAUAUUUACGAAACUGAUGUGUUUGCGAGACGUAACAUUUCACGCAGUAAAUCGUCACCAUGAACAUUUUUGUGUGACCAUAGAUAACACUCAGUAAAUAUCUUUUGAAAAUAACAAUUUCUGAAGAAACGUAACGUUCAACAGAGAUAUUGUGAUAAAUUGACACGAAUGUCCUAAAAGACGGAAUUCCAAUUCACCAUUGUAGAACGUCUUUUUUGUACACGUGUUUUUUGACUGCCCUGUGUUCAUCACAUUUCAAGAUGCCAAUAUCAAAUGUUAAUAAUUUUGUAGCAGAUAAGCUGAUCAGUAAAGUUUGUAGAUAUUACACUUUUUGCUGGUACCUUGCUACGGUAAAAUAUGUAUAGGGUGUGGGUUAGGCGUUCUGACUUUGUGGAACUUACCAUCACUUAGUGACAAUCAGUAUUUCCUGGGUAAGACUGCAGUAUGUUUGCUGUCGUGAGCAAAGCCUGGGUAAUAUAAGUAUAUGAAUGUAUUUUGAUAUGAAUGUAUUUUUCUUUGUAUUUAAAUGUAGAGGGAUAGUGUUAUACAAUUUUGUUACAAUAAAUGAUACAUUUUAUAGAAA